AUGGCCGGACUGCGUUGGAUCAAAGCUGCCGAUGCCCCAACGAUGUCAUGUGAUCAUAGCGCAGCGCCUUGUUAUCUCGAUGUGGUUGUGAUGUCGCCAAGUGCACAAUAUACAGUCUUCGAAGACCAGGCUGUCUCUGAUCGAGCUGCCUUUGGUCCAAAGCUGGUCGCCGAGGCUCGGUCAUCAGAUAUAAGGCUGUCUCUGAUCGAGCUGCCUUUGGUCCAAGCGCGAGAAGCGACGACAACAUCGUGCCAUCCCCCAGCUGGUCGCCGAGGCUCGUUCAUCAGAUAUAAGUCUUCGAAGACCAGGCUGUCUCUGAUUGAGCUGCCUUUGGUCCAAGCGCGCGAAGCGAUGACAACAUCGUGCCAUCCCCCAGCUGGUCGCCGAGGCUCGGUCAUCACGUUCCAUCUCAGUUGGUUAUUUUCGAUGGUCCCAGCUUACGCGGGGUUUAGCUGA
Molecule: messenger RNA, 456 nt
Organism: Suillus clintonianus
Lineage: Eukaryota; Fungi; Basidiomycota; Agaricomycetes; Boletales; Suillaceae
Exons: 5
Coding region: 1-456 (151 amino acids)
Source: RefSeq, a predicted model, not a curated record